UGUCAUAUUUUCUUGUCAUGGAGUAAAAACGAGAGGUUACUUUAUUUAUCACUCAGCGUAGUUUUUAUUUUAUUAAUUCUAAUUGUGUUCUACGUUCUAUUAUGUAUUCUCAAUGUGGAAGUAGUGGAUCUAUUCAAAAUAUACACCAGACACCGUCUUCAUCAAACCACAACUCAGAAGAUGAGGAUGAUAGUGGCGACAACAAAGCGUCAGCGCUAAGCAGCUUCAAAGAAAGAAGGAGAGAAGCUCAUACUCUGGCUGAACAGAAAAGAAGAGAUGCAAUAAAGAAGGGAUAUGACUCUUUGCAAGAAUUGGUACCUACUUGCCAACAAACUGAUGCUUCAGGGUACAAGCCCAGCAAAGCUGCUGUUCUACAAAAAUCCAUAGACUACAUACAGUACCUAUUGCAACAGCGCAGACGGCAAGAGGAGGAGCGCAACGCUCUGCGCAAGGACGUCGUCGCUCUGCGCAUCAUGCAAGCCAACUAUGAGCAAAUUGUGAAGGCGCAGCAUUCAGUGCCAGGCCAUAGUGAACAGAGGCUUACCGACCAGGAUAAAUUUCAAGUGUUCCAGGGUAUAAUGGACAAGCUCUUUGACUCGUUCGAAGCUGUGCCCACGAGCAACUUCGCCGAGUUUUCCGCUGGCGUGUUCAACUGGCUCGAGGAAUACUGCAAGCCCCAAUCUCUGAGGACUUUGGUGCACGGCGUGUUGCGCGAACAAAGCUAUACUCCUUAGCUUCAAUUUAAGCUUAAAAUAUACAAUGCGCGAUGACUGCGUGUUCAACUUUGUAAUACAAGGGAUAGGAAUGUUGCAAACUAAUCAAAUCAGUAAAUCUUUAUCAAACGUCAAAACAGCGUUUAAUAUGUGGGCACUAAAAUAGAUACUCAUAUGAGUAAGCUGGAACUUGGAAGACAUGACCUAUACAUAAUUAUUUUUUGUACCAAUUCGAAGCAUCCCACCUAGCAAACCGAAAACUAAAACUGACACUUAAUGACAAAUCCUUUAAGUGUUGACAGUUGUCAGAAUGUUCAUUUCAGUCAUCACUAACAUUUAGUUCCAAGUACACUCACAUGACGCAAAAAUAGGCCGGCAAUCGCAGUUCCAGUGUACUUGUAUUAGUAGAGGUCAGUGUAUAAGAAGUUUUUAUGAAAUAGCGAAAUGUGAUGUCUUAACUUUUUGAUGUGCUUUUUUAGUUUAAUCGAUAAUUUAAAAUGGUUAUUAGGUAAGUUAAAACUAACAGUUAACGUCGAGUUAAAUAGCCUGAAAAAUCAUCUAUUCAUGAAAUAAUAAUUUAUUUUUGACAUAGGCAACAUCCCUAUUCGCAAACGCGUAAAAUGCGAAAUGCGUUCAUUGUGUCAUCUUGCUAUGCAUUUUCCGUCGCGCUUUGUGUUUGUUUUAGCCUUUAAGAGGGGUCUCUCCGUCACUCGCUCCAUACAAACGUAGUUCCAAUUUCAUUUGAAUAUUAAGCAACCAAAGUCCAUGAAAUUUUGCAGACACAUUCUAGAAAAUGUCUAU
Maniola jurtina (meadow brown) is the source of this 1514-nucleotide messenger RNA. RefSeq names its product max-like protein X (gene bigmax). NCBI's taxonomy places the organism in Eukaryota, Metazoa, Arthropoda, Insecta, Lepidoptera, Nymphalidae. Bases 102 to 734 code for a protein of 210 amino acids. The transcript has 5 exons. Gene Ontology annotation, biological process: regulation of transcription by RNA polymerase II; lipid metabolic process; intracellular signal transduction. Gene Ontology annotation, molecular function: DNA-binding transcription factor activity, RNA polymerase II-specific; RNA polymerase II cis-regulatory region sequence-specific DNA binding; protein dimerization activity. Gene Ontology annotation, cellular component: nucleus. The record is from RefSeq and is a predicted model, not a curated record.